Molecule: messenger RNA, 1137 nt
Organism: Serendipita indica DSM 11827
Lineage: Eukaryota; Fungi; Basidiomycota; Agaricomycetes; Sebacinales; Serendipitaceae
Source: the annotation of a GenBank genome assembly
AUGGGCUCCCUCCGUCACUCGGUUGACGUCGUCUCCUCUCCGUUUGACCUCGACAUAGCCCAGCGCUCAAGGGACUUUGAGACAGAGUAUUUGGAUAUGAUCAGGUCCAAACUCUCUGCAAGUCUCGUAUGCAAAACAUGGAAGGAAUACAUGGCACCGUUUCUCUGGGAGGUUGUCUGCCUCUGGCCCGGUACCCGGUUCCACAGUAUCGGCAGGCUUCUGAGCCGGGACAAAGUUGGUCACUAUAUACGUGUGCUACGCCUCCAAGGCUCUCAGCGUUGGACCGUUUUUGACCUUGCCAAUGUCCAACGCAUCCUCCAAUACUGCUCACGGCUCGAGUCGUUCAUCCUGCCCGAACCAUGGCACGCCCCCCGGGUUGACAAUCAACUUGACGCACAACUGGCCACCACCCUUCGAGAGGCUCACAUUUCCAUGCUCGACGAAGCCGGCAUUGCUCGAGUACUGGAGAAUCAAAAUCUGGCGAUACUCUACGCUCACACUCAGCAUGCGCCACCGUGCUCUCAGGCACCGGACGUCCUGCUUCCAGUCCUACAUACCUUGUCCAUACGGCUAAGCGACAUGUCUUCGCGUAAAAUCCUCGCGCCCUCCCUCCAGCGAUGGAUACUGCACGACCUGAUUGACGACGUCGAAUAUCAGCACCUCUUCGACUAUUACUCUCCGCUCCUACGUACUUUCGAGUCGUAUGGGUAUUGGUCAGACUAUCGGGUCAUUACAUCCAUUCUUGAGAAAAUGACCAAUCUGGUCGAGUUGGUCAUCCAACUCAACCCAAACGACCUCUCCGCCGUCCCUCAUCAACUCCCACCACAGCUUAAACGACUAGGGUUCACUUUAGGAGACACGGGCUACCCAUGGGUCCUCCGCGGAGACGAGGCGACUUUUGUCUGGUUCCGGGAUCACCUCGAGGACUGGAUGGCUCUAGCCAUUGCAAACGCGCACAUACUGCUGCUCAUCCGGUUUCUUGAUUGGGAUGUCAUCAAGCUUCCGCCCAAAAAGUUGCCUGUACGGAGAAAGUCGUACAAUCGCUGGUGGUUGACAUGCCUCAAGUCUGCUGCAAUGAAAGGGAUUGCGGUCCAAAACGAAAAAGGACAAACACUCGAAAUUGAGAGUGAUUGCUAG